Messenger RNA from Solanum pennellii, 351 nucleotides. RefSeq lists its product as uncharacterized. NCBI's taxonomy places the organism in Eukaryota, Viridiplantae, Streptophyta, Magnoliopsida, Solanales, Solanaceae. The coding region runs from base 1 to 351 and encodes 116 amino acids. The record is from RefSeq and is a predicted model, not a curated record. The transcript has a single exon.
AUGAAGGGUGUGAUGAGGUUCGGAAAGAAGGGCAAGCUUAGCCCUAGAUUAAUUGGACCUUUUGAGAUUUUUAGCCAAGUGGAACAGGUGGCCUAUGAGUUGGAUUUGCCACCUAAUUUGUCGGCAGUUCAUCCUAUUUUCCAUGUCUCUAUGCUUCGAAAGUAUAUUCUGAAUGAGUCACAUGUACUUUCCCUCAAUUCAAUGGAGUUGGGUCCAAACAUGACAUUUGAGGAGGAACAUAUAGUUAUAUUGGACAGGCAAGUUCGAAAGCUUCAGACCAAGAAGAUUGCUUCGAAAAAGGCGCAGUGGAAGCACCGAUCAAUGAGAGAGACAAUGGGAGAAAUAGUCUGA